Molecule: messenger RNA, 273 nt
Organism: Clunio marinus
Lineage: Eukaryota; Metazoa; Arthropoda; Insecta; Diptera; Chironomidae
Source: the annotation of a GenBank genome assembly
AUGGCUGGAAAUGGAAAACAUAGAAAUUAUGGAAAUGAUAAGAAAGAAUAUUUCCAUAACAAUAUUCAUCGAAUCAAUAAUUUAUUGCUUAAUAGUUUGUCUUCCGCAACUUCUUCUACUCCAAAGAAGGAAAAAGAUAUUUAUCUGAACAACAACAUGCAGCUACGACUUCCACAUCAAGAAAAAACCGCAAAAAGUGCUGACGUGGGAAAAAUAUUUAAUAUUGGGACAAUGUUUUUUCCCAUUCACACUGCUAUGAGUCACAAACGAUAA